AUGACUGAUGCAGACCCUCCCCCAGAGGCCCAACGCUUUGGUAGAUCUCAGACGCCCGAAUCUCCUCGUCCGGUCCAUAUUCCUGAACCUUCAACAAUCCCGGUACUGCUGAACCAGAUGGAUCCGGUCUUCAAUGACACCGAGACCUAUAAUAUCCCUCAUAACCAAACUUUUUCUCCUUACUCAGACUCUGCUCGCGCUAUGAAUGAGAAUGAACCGAAUCAAACCUCGGAAGAGCAAGACGUGGUCCAAAACUUUCUAAGAGGCGCCGAAGAGGAAAACACCCGUCUGGAUGAGGCUGCCCAGCUCUCCUCCACAAACGGACACAUGGUCCAGAAUGAUGUCGGCAUCGAAUCCAAUCUCUUCACAGCCCUUGCAAACGCUUCUGCGUAUCCACAGUCAUCUGAAGCCCAUGCCAAUCCGCCUCUAGGUUCUGCCAGCCAAAUCCAAGGUCCUACUCAACCGAGCAAUGAUACUUCGUCGGCCACUGAUCUCUCUGCCAAUCCAGAUACCAGCGAUAAUGCACAAGCAAAUGGAGAGGGCGCGCCUGGGUCAGAUCUCGCCGUGAGGCCGGGUUUCCAAGCACAUGAAGGUGGAGUAGACUAUCAGUCGCUUCUGGAUACCAUUUCUAAAUCUGCUUCUACUGCUCCUGCUGCAGAAUCUGUCUCUGCCCCAACUACUGCCGCUUCGCUUGCCAACCAAGGAACCCAAUCAUUGCUCCCUAUUCCAGGUUUACCCCCUAAGCCACCGACCCAAGUUCAAUCCUCAGAUUCUCCCACUGUUGUCACAUUUCCUAACUCCAACAACGAUCAACUGGGCCAAUAUCAACAAGUGAGUGCGGAUCACGCCAAUACCAAUGGCACCGAACAAGCUGCCCUGGCGCCUGUGCAGUUUCAGCCUCAAGCCGUGCCGAUGCAAGCCCCGGGCACUUGGGCGUAUUCUGGCAUUCAAGCAUCACCCACAAGCACGGAUCCUACCUCUCCUGCCCAGUCUCUCCAGGCACCGGAACAAGGACGAACAUUUGAUGCGAAUGAACGCCCGUGGACCCCCAGCACACAAGCGCUGUAUGAUUCUUUCCUUGAAGAUGAACGGAGGUAUGUGACAGAAGGAAUAUGGGACAAAUUCCCCCACGGUUCACGUCUCUUUGUUGGUAAUCUGCCCAGUGAAAAGGUCACCAAACGUGAUAUUUUCCACAUUUUCCACAAACACGGGAAACUUGCCCAGAUCUCCAUUAAACAGGCCUAUGGCUUCGUGCAAUAUCUUGAGGCCUCGUCGUGUCAAGCAGCGCUUCAAGCGGAACAAGGGGUUGAAAUUAGAGGAAGGAAGAUUCAUCUUGAGAUAUCGAAGCCGCAGAAGAACACACGAAGCCAGCAAGGCCAACAAGGAAACAAAAGACGCCGAUCUCGAUCACCAGAUCGUGGUACCUCGCGUCAGACCGAUCGAUUUGGACGCCCUAACUAUAGUGAUUUUCGAGACGAGAGAGGUAGGCGCGAGGAGUACCGACGGAGCCCCUCGCCCAGAGCCUAUCGAUCCAGAGAUGACUACCGGCAACCUGUUCAAAGCCCCCGCUAUGGAAGUGGUGGGAGACCGAAUUCCCCCUUUACUCCCAGCUUCUCAAAUCCACCUUCGGCAGGAUACGAUGAGGAAGCCACCCUCCCCUUACCUCGCAGAGAUCCACGAGAUGUGCCGGACGUGCAACUGCUCAUCCUGGAGCCUUCGGUGGCUCCAAGCUUCAUGAACUGGAUCGAACAAGGUUUCCGCAACAAAGGUUUACGUGCUUCAACGAUAUGGCUCAGCCCUCGACUGCCUCUGAACGCAGUCGUGAAGAGGCAGAUCAUCGAAGGUGUGCAGGCUGUGGUGAAACUGACGCAAGCCAACCAGUACAACAGCAAGAUACCCUUACAGGUCUUUGAUCGGAGUCAAGGGACGUCGAAUGUCAACUUUAACGAAUAUGUUGAUCUUGAUGUCCCCGUUGCCGCAGAUAUUGUGCUCCAUGCCCGACAAAAGGAACGGGGAAGUGUGCAACAAAGCCCCCAGUCCUAUCAGUCACAGGGGUAUUCUCAAUAUGGCUAUCCUCCUCCGCCGACACAAUACCCGCCAGCAUCUUUCCCUCAACACCACCACCAGCAGCAACAACCGCCGCCGCCACCGCCGCAACCUCAUAACCACUUUCAAUACGGCCAGAACACCCACUAUCAUAAUCCGGCACAAACACCAGUGACUCCGACUUCGGCUACAGCUGCGCCAAAUCUGCAGCAACUGCUAGCGAAUCUACGACAGCCGGGUGAUGGGCAGCCAGAGAACAUUGUGCCAAAUGGCAAACCGACCCCUGACCUGGCAGGCCUUUUAAGCAAUGUCACCCGCCAACAGCAGGGCCACGGAGGAGCACCAUUCCCGUCGCCGCACGGUCCUCCGCAUCAUCAUCAGCAGCAGCCACAGCCACAAGGUUAUGGACCUGGUGCACCGGCUUAUGCUGCGGGGCCACAAUCUCAACAGAACGUACAAAAUAUCAUGGAGACCCUAGCGAGGUACAACAGAUGA
Molecule: messenger RNA, 2541 nt
Organism: Fonsecaea nubica
Lineage: Eukaryota; Fungi; Ascomycota; Eurotiomycetes; Chaetothyriales; Herpotrichiellaceae
Exons: 1
Coding region: 1-2541 (846 amino acids)
Molecular function (GO): RNA binding
Source: RefSeq, a predicted model, not a curated record